Molecule: messenger RNA, 2420 nt
Organism: Papaver somniferum (opium poppy)
Lineage: Eukaryota; Viridiplantae; Streptophyta; Magnoliopsida; Ranunculales; Papaveraceae
Product: VIN3-like protein 2
Exons: 4
Coding region: 283-2178 (631 amino acids)
Biological process (GO): epigenetic regulation of gene expression; vernalization response
Molecular function (GO): protein binding
Source: RefSeq, a predicted model, not a curated record
CCGCAAGAUCUGACACUCUUUUAAGUUACCUUUAAUAGAAAAACAUUUUUAUAUCCGUCCGAUUUAUUCUCUCUAUCUCUAUCUUUUUCUCUUCUGUUCUCUCUCUCUAUCUCUCCAUAGUAAAACAACUUCUCUUCUCUUCUCUUGUUUAUUGGACUCUUCCCCUAAGUUCCGUCCGAUUUAUGUUGGACUCUUCCUUUCGUUUCUAAAACAGCUUCGAGGAAGAAGAGGAGGUUUUGGGGUUUUGAGUGGUAGCCGGGCAGUGGAAUUCCCAGGAAAGCAAUGGGGAAACCAGACGAGAAUUACUUUACACCCAUGGAACCAGCAUUAUCAUUAGGUUCUUGCCUUGAUCCUGCAAAAUGUAGAGGUUAUGUUCUUGAUCCAGAAAAAUGUAGUCGGUUGAGCUUGGAACAGAAAAGAGAACUGGUUCACCAAAUUGCUCGAUGGUCAACGCAUGCUGCUCCUGAAUUCCUUAGCUCUUGGACUCGAGCAGAGAUUUUAGAAGUUAUAUGCGCUGAAAUGGGUAAAGAACGGAAAUACUCUGGUCUGACAAAACCCCAAAUGAUAGACCAUCUACUCAAGGUAGUUUCCAUGAAUUCUGGAACUGCAAAAGCCAAUGACUCACGUACACUAACCGGCUUUAAAAGGCAAAGACAGAAAGAACACCUACAUCAAUUUGACAGUGAUUCGGAUCAUCUCCUCUUAAGCAACAUUGGACAAGACCACAUUGAAACCCAACUUUGUGAAAAUGUUGCUUGCCAAGCUACUUUGACGUUAAAGGAUAAAUUUUGCAAGAGAUGCUCCUGCUGUAUCUGUUACAAAUACGACGAUAACAAAGAUCCUAGUCUGUGGUUGACUUGCUCGUCCGAUCAUCAUAAUCAGGAUGACUCGUGUGGGAUGUCUUGCCACUUGGAAUGUGCUCUAACGAAUGAAAAGGCCGGGAUUAUGAAUACCGGGUGCAAUAUUAAGUUAGAUGGUGGUUUUUACUGUGUUUCUUGUGGAAAAGUUAACGAAUUAUUGGGAUGUUGGAGAAAGCAAUUGUUGAUUGCGCAGAGUGCUAGACGGGUAGAUAAACUGUAUCAUCGGUUAUCACUGAGCCGUAAGAUUCUCAAAGGAACUGAGAGGUUCAAAGAACAGCAGAAGAUUCUCGAUACUGCCGUGUUAAAACUCAAAAAAGAAGUUGGACCUUUACAUCAAGUAUGCUCAAAUUUGGAGCGCGGCAUUGUGAAUAGGCUUGCUUGUGGUGCGGAGGUUCAGAAACUGUGUUCUCUUGCUAUAGAGUCAUUUGAAACUAUGUUUCCAGGCAUGAACUAUGAUCGUGCUGGUUCAGAUAUCCCGCCAAGUUGCAAAAUCCGAUUUGAAGAAGCCUCACCUGGCUCUGUGGUUGUUGUGUUGAAAUAUGACAAGAAGAAACUAGAAGGCUCGUUUGGCUGUAGACUCUGGUAUAGGCAGUCUACUGUAAUGUACUAUCCAGAAAAACCCGCUUUUCUUGUGCUGAUCCCACAGACAAGGUUUGUAAUAUCAGACCUUGAUCCCUCAACGGAGUAUUUCUUCAAGGUUUCUAUGUUUAAUGGCAGUAGAGAAUUGGGUGUAUGGGAAGCUAAUUAUGUCACACAAACAUCAAGUAGAAGCUCUAUUGUAGGUCAAUAUGAAGAGCAGCAAAAAGAAGGGCAGCAAAAUUCACAGCGGGGCUCAACGAACACUAGUGACAAUAAGUUAGCCUACAGUGAUGAACACUCAAAGCUUUGUUCGUUGGAAGACAUCAACAAGAACGAUGACAGUCAUGUACUAAGUAAUACCAAGGAUAGUGUACCUAUUGUAAGUUCCACAUCUGCCCCUCCUCCAACACCAUACAAAUCUGAUGGGAUCCAUGAGCCAUCAGGCUUUGGUGUUCAAAAGCAUAAUUCAGAAAGUAAUAACGAGUACUGUACACGAGUUAUCAGAUGGUUAGAGCGCGAAGGACAUAUGAAGAAAGAGUUCAGAGUGAAAUUUUUGAAUUGGUUUAGCUUGAAAGCAACAGCGCAAGACAUAAGGGUGGUGACUGCAUAUGUGGACACUCUGAUUGAUGAACCUUCCAGUUUAGCAGAUCAGAUCGUAGAUACGUUCACUGAUAAAAUCUCCAAGGAACAGAGGAAACCACAUCGCUGGAAUGGUUUCUGCACUGCAUUUUGGCAUUGAGCAGGCCAACAUACAGGAUUUUUUCUUUUGAGUAGAUAUGGAAACUUUAGCAGAAAAAAGUAGUUGAUAAUAACUAACUGAAUGUGUGUACUUUUGCUAUCUAAGUAGUAGAAUGCAGUUUCUAGAUGAAACUUAGCAUACUUGAUUGACUAAAAUCGAGCGUUUUUUUAUCCAACAGAGAAAGAGCCUUCUUUGUGUCAUAGCUUUAUUUUUUUGCUCAAUCACCUGUUACCAAAAUUUAU